Molecule: messenger RNA, 306 nt
Organism: Iphiclides podalirius (scarce swallowtail)
Lineage: Eukaryota; Metazoa; Arthropoda; Insecta; Lepidoptera; Papilionidae
Source: the annotation of a GenBank genome assembly
AUGGCUCAAGCACGCACGUUAUCGAAAACCGCGACUCUAUAUCUCGUCAUAUUGCUGUGCAUCAUCGUUCUGUGCGUCCGGGAUUCCGAAGCCAGACCGCCAUGGCUGGCUCCUGGCAGCGGGGUCUUUACGGAAUCCGCAGAGUGCCAUACUGACGACGAGCUUCUAGACCUCUGCCAGAGGUGUGCUAAGCUGACCAAAUCCCGGCUUGCAUACCCGGCCUGCUGUUCCACUGACCUCCAGGCAAGAAAGUGGUGUUCUGACUACGUCUACUUUGGGAGGGGACAGUACGACUUUUACGUCAUU